Messenger RNA from Psammomys obesus (fat sand rat), 807 nucleotides. Its product is annotated as actin-like. The coding region runs from base 1 to 807 and encodes 268 amino acids. The record is from RefSeq and is a predicted model, not a curated record. The transcript is spliced from 2 exons. Lineage: Eukaryota; Metazoa; Chordata; Mammalia; Rodentia; Muridae.
AUGGUAGCACUAGUCAUUGACAAUGGCUCUGGAAUGUGCAAAGCGGGCUUUGCUGGGGAUAAUGCCCCCAAGCCUGUGUUCCCUUCCAUCAUUGGGAGACCUCAAUGUCAAAGCGUCAUAUCUGCAAUGGGCCAGAAGGACUCCUAUGUGGGCAAGGAUGCCCAAAGCAAGAGGGGUCUCCUGGCUCUGAAGUACCCUAUUGAGCAAGGUAUUAUUAUCACCUGGGAUGACAUGGAGGAGAUCUGGCAUCACACCUUCUACAACGAGCUGCGUGUGGCUCCCAAGGAAAACCCAGUGCUUAUUACAGAGCACCCCAUGAACCCCAAAGCUAACAGAGAGAUGAUGGUGCAAAUAAUGUUUGAAACCUUCAACACUCCAGCCACGAAUGUGGCCAUUCAGGUGGCGCUGGCUCUGUAUGCCUUGGGGCGCAUAACAGUAAUUGGCUUGGACUCUGGUGAUGGGGUCACACAUACAGUGCCCAUGUGUGAAGGCUGCUCCCGUCCCCAUGCCAUCUUGAGUCUGAACCUGGCUGGCAGGGAACUUACAGAUUACCUCAUGAUGAUCCUGACUGAGCGGGGGCUACGGUAUUUCCUGGGCAUCAAGUCUUUGGGCAUUCACAAUACCAACUUCAGUUCCAUCUUGAAGUAUGAUAUGGAUAUCCGCAAAAGCUUGUAUGGCAACAUUGCGUUGUCUGGUGGUACCACCAUGUGUUCAAGCAUGAAUGACAGGAUGCUGAAGAAGCUCACAGCCCUAGCACCCAGCACAAUAGAAGUCAAGAGCAUUGCUCGCAAUGAUCGCAAAUUCUGA